Messenger RNA from Zingiber officinale, 1113 nucleotides. Its product is annotated as protein SRC2-like. Lineage: Eukaryota; Viridiplantae; Streptophyta; Magnoliopsida; Zingiberales; Zingiberaceae. Bases 182 to 1003 code for a protein of 273 amino acids. The record is from RefSeq and is a predicted model, not a curated record. The transcript has a single exon. Gene Ontology annotation, biological process: defense response.
AUUUCGAGGAAUCGAGAAAAUGGGGAAUUCGUGCGUACGUUCAACGCGUCGAGCCGUCCCGUGCCGACCGCUCUUGGUAAAAUUGGCACGUUAUCCUCUCCUUCCUCUGCUUCAUCGUUCCCAAAUCCCUAAUCCACUUCCGCUCUCUCCGACCUCCAAACCCUAAUUAACCUCUUCUUCCAUGGCGUACCGGCCGCUCGAAAUCACUCUGAUCUCCGCCAAGGGCCUCAAGGAUGUCAACCUCAUCACCAAGAUGGCCGUUUACGCUAUCGUCUCCCUCUCCUCUGACUCACGCGCGCGGCUGCGCACUCCGCCGGACCGCGAGGGCGGCCGCCACCCCACCUGGAACUCCACUCUCCGCUUCACCGUCCCCGCCGACGCCGAUCUCGCCCGCACGGACUUCUUCCGCAUCCUCCUGCGCACCGAGCGCGCCCUCGGCGACCGCGACGUCGGCGAGGUCCGCGUCCCUCUCUCGGAGCUGCUCUCGGGCGCUGGCGACGGCCCGCGGCCAGUCCAGUUUCUCAGCUACCAGGUCCGGAAGACGACCUCCGGAAAACCCAAGGGCGUUCUCAACUUCUCCUAUAAGCUCGGCGAGCGCAUCGGGGCGCCGGCGGCCCCCGCACCGCCGACCGGAUAUCCACCGCAGACCACCACCUAUCCGCAUCCUCCUCAGCCCGCACCGAAGGCUGAUGAGCCCGUGAUGGCGUACCCUGUAGGGACGAGCUACGGAGCGUAUCCGCCCCCGUAUCCACCGCCCGUGGGGUACCAGCAGCCGCAUCCGUACGGGCAGCAGCGGCCGUACGGGCAACCGCCGGCGGGGUACGGGUAUGGGACGGCGCAGCCUCAACCGCCGAGGAAGAACAGGAUGGGGUUGGGAUUGGGGGCGGGGUUGCUUGGAGGCGCACUCGGAGGGCUUCUGAUCGGAGACAUGGUCUCCGAUGCUGCGGCCUACGACACCGGCUACGACGCGGGAUUUGACGACGGCGGUAGCUUUGAUUUCUAGAACUGUCUGCUGCGAUGUUUCUUUCUACGCUUUAUUAGCAGACGUCCAGCGGCUGCAGAAAUAUCUGUGAAAAUUAUAAUUAUGUUGUUUCUAUAUUGUAAAUUUUAUUA